This is a messenger RNA of Gadus morhua (Atlantic cod), 3358 nucleotides long. It is a transcript of the gene aopep, whose product is annotated as aminopeptidase O (putative). Bases 50 to 2668 code for a protein of 872 amino acids. NCBI's taxonomy places the organism in Eukaryota, Metazoa, Chordata, Actinopteri, Gadiformes, Gadidae. Gene Ontology annotation, cellular component: nucleolus. The transcript is spliced from 18 exons. The record is from RefSeq and is a predicted model, not a curated record. Gene Ontology annotation, molecular function: zinc ion binding; metalloaminopeptidase activity.
CAUAAAGAGUUGCCUUGAGCAUGCGGGAAGCAGGUCGGUAGGUGGUGGUAUGGAGCCUGAUGGGGACCAAGACACAGAUGACCUUCCGCUUCGAGCAAACGCCAACCAAAUACGAGUGAGACACUAUGUGCUGGACCUGACAGUACAGCUUCACAACAAGGUUAUCGCUGGUAGCAUAGCUUUAUUCCUGGAACCUGUUGUAGAAGCUACAGAUGGAGCUGGAGUCGGGUUGCGACAGACUGACAUGGCCAGGUCACCGUGCGAAGGAUACAUGGAUUCAUCUGAGGCUUUGGUGUCCGGAGAAAGCACGGUGAAUGAAUCAGCGUCUAUGUCCAACUGCGGCACAAGGGCUGGACCAAUACCAGAAACCAGCCCUUUAUCUGUAGGAACAUCACUGGAAAGCACGAGCGAUGAUGGGGACUUCACUCUGGUGCUGGACUGCUGUGAUCUCGACAUAUUGCAAGUGGAGGAGUUGGACGUCACCUCCGUGCCUUCCAUGUCCAACCUUUUAGAGGAGGUCAGAGACCGUCACCCUCGAGACCGCUCGGCGGCCAUGCUUCAGAGACUGGUCUCCAUGCCUUCUGCUCAUUGGAGACGACAGCACCAGCUGUUCUCAGAGUGCAGUGGUGCCCCCGGUAAUCCAGAAGCAGGCCCAGUGGAGUUCCACACGGACCGUUGGAGCCUGCGGGUGAAGAAGAGGGGCAUUACCAGCCCGGUCAAUUUCCCACGGGGCCUGAGAGUCUCUUAUGAGACCAGACCAGCGGGUCGCUCCAUCAGGUGGACCCAAGACCAGGAUAAGAGGGUUUGUGUUUAUACUGCAGGCUCCCCCAUCAACAAUAGAGCCCUCUUCCCCUGCCAAGAGCCGCCUGUUGCCAUGUCAACAUGGCAGGCUAGAGUCCGGGCCCCUGGCGAGUGUGUGGUUUUGAUGAGUGGGGAGAACGUAGCCCUCCCCAUUAAGGAUGGGGAGACAGGCCUCCUAAUCUGGGACUACUACGUCACAAUGCCCAUGCCUGCCUCCACCUUUACUUUGGCGGUGGGCUGCUGGCGUAGAGCCAUAGCAGAACCUCACACCGCCUCCUGGAGUGCGGGCGAGGCUCCAGUGAGUGAGUACAGCGGAGUACCGGCCAACACCGAUGCCGAGCCCAGGGCAGGAUCCCAGACCGGGCCCAUGUCUAGACCUGGAAGCUCAACCAGUGGCGUGCCAACUGGCCGUUCAUCCUCUCCGUCCGAGACUGGCCCUGAGAGCGGGCGCCACACUGGAACGUGUCACUCAGCCGCGGUCGAUGGCGGUGUCAGCUGUUCCCAUAGCGACUACCCUUGCCGUUUCAACGAACGGUCAGCUUGGACUCAACGGGUGGUCCCGCAUCGCGUGUUUGCCCCCGCCUGUCUGCUGCAGAAAGCCAGGCUGGGGGUCCUUGCUUUGCUGCCGCAGUGCUUGGCUGCAGCUCACGCGGUCCUGGGGGUCCACCCCUUCCCACGUCUGGACGUCCUCAUCGUCCCUGAAGGGUUCUCUAGCCUGGGCAUGGCCAGCCCCCAUAUCAUAUUCCUGUCUCAGAGCGUGCUGGACGUGGCCGGGGCCGACCCGGCCGGCGGAGUCGCGGACCGGUCUGUCUUGGGGUCCCGGCUGUGCCAUGAGCUGGCUCACUCCUGGUUUGGCCUGGCUAUAGGGGCCAGGGACUGGACCGAGGAGUGGAUAAGCGAGGGCUUCGCCACGUACCUAGAGGACGUGAUCUGGGCCAAGGCUCAGGAGCUCCUUCCUGUAGAGAUGGAGGAGCAGGCUCAGUUGAAGGCCUUGCUGAGGUGGAGAAGGCUGUCUGAUGAGCUGCAGCACUCUCAGGAAGAGCUUCAGAUCCUCAGGCCCAACAUGGAGAAGACGGGGGAGGUCAGCGACUGUGGCGCCUCGCUUGUCAAACACGCUCUGAACCCCGACAAGACCUUCAUGCAGGUGCACUACCUCAAGGGCUACUUCCUGCUCACGUUCCUGGCCAGUGAGGUGGGGGAAUGCCAACUCAUCCACUUCUUCCGACAGUUUGUGAUGAAAUAUCACGGGCAGCUCAUUCUCUCCCAGGAUUUCUUGCAAAUGCUGCUGGAUACCUUCCCCGACAUGUUGAAGAGAGGCCUCACCCUCACUGCUAUUUAUGCUGACUGGAUGGAUCGACCGGGAAUUCCGAAGUGGCUGUGUGAAAGGAGUUCUGUGUGGUCACAGGCGCGGCAGGCGAAAGAAGUCAAAGCAGAGGUUGUAAAAUGGACUCUCCCGGAUCAGGGGAGGAAGGGGAGGGGCCGGAAACGCAGGAGGGGCGAGCCCAAGGUGAACUACAGAGAGCUGACGUCAGACAGGCUGGUGUUGCUGCUGGAGCUGCUGCUGGAGGAGGAGGUGCUGAGCAGCUCCACCCUGCGAUCUCUGAACACCACCUACCACCUUCACACGCAGGACGCUGAGGUGAGGCAUCGCUGGUGUGAACUGGUGGUGAAACACGGGCAUUCCCAGGCUUACCAAGAUGUCCAACACUUCCUGGUUCACGACCAGGCCAUGGGAGUUUAUCUGUAUGGGGAGCUGAUGGUGCAGGAGAAGGCAGAUCAGCAGGCUCUCGCCCGCCGCUGUCUCUCAUUGGUUCAGGAGGAGAUGGACCAAUCAGCACGCAGAGUUGUGGAGGAGAUGAUCCUAUGACGUCUCAGGUUCAUGGCACCAGCUUGGCGCUCAGAGGUCAUAGAUGCCAUGGCUCCAAGAAUUCUCACAGCCGUGACACCGUCGUCUCCCAACAAUGGCGGUCGAUGGGGAAGGCCAGCUGGUCGAGCACACAGGAUAGCUGUCCGUUAAUGUCCUUAUGAAAGAGCUACUGUGCCAGCGUGUGUGACAGCAUUGCCGUAUCCUGAUAAUGAUCAACCACCCUGCAACGUGAAGUAAAAUUACCUCCAUUGUUUCCUGCCCUGAACUUCUGUUCAACCCCUGUGAAUGGACGGUUGUUUGCUUUGGUCUGAGACAGAAGUUAUCCAUGUCUGUGUGCAUAAAGAAUGUAAACAAGGAAAGGAUUACAGAGAUGAACAGAUAUUUCCAUCUACCUCUAACUCCCUCUGGGCCGCUGUAUGUGUAUGUGUUCAGUCUGAGGUCACAAUCCGGUUUUAAAGUUUAGACUGAAAAUACUAUCAGGUGAGUCAUGUUUUUAUACACAAUAGCUGACCCAUGUGUGCGUCUGUCAUCUUUACCUACCAAAUAUACCAGAGAUGAGAUGGCCAUUGUAAAUGGUAUUUUUGUAUUCACAAUUCAUGUUUUCACAAUGUAAAGACAUUACUGUUUGUAUGCAUUGUGCAUUUUUUAUGUCAAGUAGAACAAUAAAAACAUAUCUGCUUCAAAGUUAAA